Pseudogymnoascus verrucosus is the source of this 1338-nucleotide messenger RNA. RefSeq lists its product as uncharacterized. Gene Ontology annotation, biological process: base-excision repair. The coding region runs from base 1 to 1338 and encodes 445 amino acids. Lineage: Eukaryota; Fungi; Ascomycota; Leotiomycetes; Thelebolales; Thelebolaceae. The transcript has a single exon. Gene Ontology annotation, molecular function: catalytic activity. The record is from RefSeq and is a predicted model, not a curated record.
AUGUCAACCAACGGCCCGAGGAAGCGAAAGGUCGAUGCUGCCAAUGGAGCAACUGUCAACGGCGAAGUCGUCAAUGGAGGAUGGGAUGAGCUGCCCCACAACCUGGGCACUGUCGCUGCGGAUGUCGAAGACCAGAAACCAAAAAGGCCUCGAGCCCGAAGAGUAAUUAAGGAGGUUGUUGACACGUCCCAAGCUGUACAAGUCCAGGCGGACAAACUCAUUGAAGGAAAUGAAAUUCUUAAGACGGCCAAAAAUCCAAAGAAGCAUAAAUAUGGACUUACCCCUGGAGUAACUCCGUAUCCAGAUUUCCUAAUGCCCACUCCUGAAGCAUGCCUGGAAGUGAAAAAUCUUCUUUCUGGGUUACACGGUGUCGUUGAACAGCCAAAGGCAGUCCCACCCCCUUCUCUCGAGGUGACUGGCUGUGGAGAGGUUCCAUCUGUCCUUGAUGCACUCAUUCGGACGCGCCUCAGUGCAGCAACAACUAGCACAAACUCAGCAUAUGCAUUUGCGGGUCUAGUUUCCAAGUUUGGAAUCCUCAAGGAGGGAAUCGGAAAAGGCAGCGUAAACUGGAACAAGGUUCGCGAAGCCGACGUCAAGGAGGUAGAGGCUGCCAUCAAGCGGGGUGGUCUAGGAAAGUCGAAGAGCAUAGACAUCAAAAAGAUUCUCGACAUGGUUCAUGACGAAAAUAUGGCCCGUCGUGAAGCGUUCCUCAAAGAAAGGGAGAGCGGCGUAAAAUCUGAUGUUGUCGGUGGUGAAAGCUUUAAGCAGGGACAGAAAGACAUGGAGAUCGCGGUCGCAGACAAAGAAAUUCUUUCACUGCAGUAUAUGCACGGCCUGACCCCAGAUGAGGCAAUGGAAGAGUUCAUCAAGUACCCUGGAAUAGGAGUUAAGACAGCCUCCUGUGUCAUACUUUUCUGUCUCCGACGUCCAAGCUUUGCAGUCGAUACUCAUAUAUUCCGGCUCUGCAGAUGGCUGAAAUGGAUCCCCGAAAAGGCCACUAGAGACUCAGCUUUCAGUCACUGUGAGGUUCGCGUUCCCAAUGAGUACAAAUACAGCCUUCACCGGCUCUUUAUUCGACACGGUAAAACUUGCGGCCGCUGCAGAGCCUCGACUUCGGAGACGAGCGAAGCUUGGAAGGAAACGGUUUGCCCUAUUGACCACCUUGUUGAGAGGACUGGCUUGCGGAAGAUUCUCAAACCUACGGGUAAGAUGAAGAAGAAGAAGAACGCGAGCGAGGAGGACAUUGAUUCUGAGUUGAGCGAGCUUGACGGGGAGAUAUUUGGUGGUUAUACAUGGAAUGGGACCGAGGUAACUCCAGAGGUGGAAGAAGAAAAGUAA